Molecule: messenger RNA, 327 nt
Organism: Lasiodiplodia theobromae
Lineage: Eukaryota; Fungi; Ascomycota; Dothideomycetes; Botryosphaeriales; Botryosphaeriaceae
Product: Oxidoreductase
Exons: 2
Coding region: 1-327 (108 amino acids)
Source: RefSeq, a predicted model, not a curated record
AUGGACAGACCGGCUCACCGUCUCCUUGACGGCCAAGAUGCCUUUGAAGAUGCGGAAUAUCUGGUGAUUCUCGAUGAAGUACCAGAAGCGGCGAUUCAAACGAAUGCACGACCGAAGUACGACUUCAGCACGACCGCGAUCGACAGCAAUGAGAACAACAAUGGGCUGCAAUCCUACUGCAGGCACGAGAGGAAUAUCAUGAAGCUGAAGUUCAGCGGCAUACUGAAUACCGGCUACGGGCACACGAGGCAGCUCGCCAGCGUCAGGAACAGCGACAGGCACAAGAGGCAGCUCCCAGCUUCAACUCGAAGCACAGCAGCGGGCUGA